Molecule: messenger RNA, 1369 nt
Organism: Impatiens glandulifera
Lineage: Eukaryota; Viridiplantae; Streptophyta; Magnoliopsida; Ericales; Balsaminaceae
Product: protein-ribulosamine 3-kinase, chloroplastic-like
Exons: 9
Coding region: 185-1171 (328 amino acids)
Source: RefSeq, a predicted model, not a curated record
UAUUCACGCAGCUGUGUUGUGUGCACAAAGCGAACUAUUCUUUCGCCUUUUACUAAAGAAUACCGUGUGCACGCAACAAUUAAUGGCAUACGCUUAUUUUUGGAGGGUUAUCAUCAAUUGAUAGCCCUAAAAUUUCAGUCUAAUCAUUUUUUCUUUUUUGGAUUUUAUCCAUUCAAUUGUUAAAAUGGCUGCGCAGACGUUAUGCUUUCCCGUCGGCAUCCGUCUCUACGUUUCAACUCGUAGUCGGCGACUCACAAUGAACAGAUCCAAAAUAAUUGCCGCAGCAAUGAGUGAUGACCCAAUUCGCGAAUGGAUUCUAUCAGAAGGAAAUGCAACAGAAAUUAGAAGUAUUAGCUCUGUAGGCGGUGGAUGCAUCAAUCUUGCGAACCGCUACGAUACAGAUUCCGGUUCUUUCUUUGUUAAGACCAACAGGAGCAUUGGUCCUUCUAUGUUUGAAGGGGAAGCCUUAGGUCUGAAUCAAAUGUAUGAGACCAAAUCCAUUAGAGUACCAAAGCCAUUUAAGAUUGGACCGCUUCCAACUGGUGGAUCAUAUAUCAUCAUGGAAUUCAUUGAAUUCGGUUCGUCUAGAGGCAAUCAGUCCAUUUUGGGGAGAAGACUGGCUGAAAUGCACAAAGCUGGCAAAUCUAGAAAAGGUUUUGGUUUUGAUGUCAACAAUACUAUUGGCAGUACUCCACAGAUAAAUACAUGGAUGUUGGAUUGGGUCGAGUUUUAUGGAAAACAGAGAUUGGGUUACCAAUUGAAGUUAGCACGAGAUCAAUAUGGCGAUUCUGUUAUUUACGAAAGAGGACACAGGUUGAUAAAGAAGAUGGGUUGUCUCUUUGAGAACAUCAUGAUAGAACCAUGCUUGUUACAUGGAGACUUAUGGAGUGGGAAUAUCAGCUCUGAUAAAAAUGGCGAUCCGGUUAUACUUGACCCGGCUUGUUAUUAUGGUCACAAUGAGGCUGAAUUUGAGAUGUCAUGGUGUGCUGGAUUUGGAGGAGAUUUCUACAGUGCGUACUUUGAGGUGAUGCCCAAACAACCAGGAUUUGAUCAAAGGAUGGAUCUGUACAUGCUAUAUCAUUAUUUGAAUCAUUACAACUUGUUCGGGUCUGGUUACCGUUCAUCGGCCAUGUCCAUAAUCCAAGAUUACUUGGGAAUGCUGGAAGCUUAGCAAACCCAAAACCCCAAAAGAAAGAAUCAACCAUUUUGCCUUGUUGGAUGGAUUUUAUUAUUUUUUAUGGAACAAAGAAGUUUAAGGUUGUUUUCUUGAGUAAGUUGUAAUCACAUUUUUAGGUUAUUAUUAGGUUAAUAGCUAUUGUGAAUUCAUAUAUAAAAUAAAGUAUAGAAAGGAUAAAAUCAUUUUCAUUAA